GCGGCAUGAACGGGUCCUGGGACCGGGGCACCCCGCUGGAGCUGCGCCCCGAAACUCCGAUCGCGGAAAGCAAGAAGACCUAUGCCAUGGUGUCCAGCCUUUCAACGGGUCAUUCCCUGGCCUCGGAAUUGGUGGAAUCCAAUGAUGGCCAUGAGGAAAUCAUCAAGGUAUACUUGAAAGGAAGAUCUGGAGACAAGAUGGUUCAUGAAAAGAAUAUUGACCAACUGAAGAGCGAGGUCCAGUACAUCCAGGAGGCCCGGAACUGCCUACAGAAGCUUCGAGAAGACAUCAGCAGUAAACUUGACCGAGGCCCAGGAGAAUCACGUCGACAGGACAUACAGGUGGUGUUAGGAAAGCCAAAUGGCUUUAGUCCAAGUCCUGUGGCCGGGUACAGCAGCCUCCCUGAGGUGAAUCCCUUUGCACACGAAGACGUUGAGAGCCUGAGGAAGAGCAUGCAAGACCUGCUGGCCAAGUUUCAGGAGGCUGAGAGAAAGCAUCAGUCAGACCGUGUGGCCUUUGAGGUCACGCUAAGCCGCUACCAGAGGGAAGCAGAGCAGAGUCACUCGGCCCUUCGGCGUGCAGAAGCCAGAGCGGAGCAGAAGGAGGCGGCUGUGGGGGAGCUUCAGGGGCGACUUCUGGACAUGGAGACGGAGCACCAAACCUUACUGGUGAGACUGAGGGAAAAGGAGACGGCCCUGGAGGAACUCCGGAGCAAGAAUGCCGACUGCCAGGUGGAACAGGAAAAGGCCGCUGUCCUGGAGAAGGAGGUGGCAGGACUGAGAGAGAAAAUCCAUCACCUGGAUGACAUGCUCAAAAGUCAGCAGCGCAAAGUCCGGCAAAUGAUAGAGCAGCUCCAGAAUUCAAAAGCAGUGAUCCAGUCCAAGGAUAGCACCAUCCAAGAGCUCAAGGAGAAGAUCGCGUAUCUGGAAGCAGAGAACCUAGAAAUGCAUGACCGCAUCGAGCACCUGAUAGAGAAACAAGUCAGCCAUGGCAACUUCAGCACGCAAACACGAGCCAAGACAGAGAACCUGGGAAGCGUGAGGAUCUCGAAGCCCCCUGGCCCGAAGCCCUUGCCGUUGAUCAGGGUGGUGGAAACCUGAGCCUGAGGAUGUCCACGCCUGUGCCAUUGGCUGCUACUUGGGGCUGCAGAGAAGCCACCGCCCUCGACCAGUCGCCCGGACUUUCUCUUCUUGACCUGAAACAGCUGUAUAUACGUGUCCAGCUGUUUCCAGAUUCUUUUCCACUGUGGCUGGGCACAGGGAAGACCCCUAGCCUCUCUGAAACCCCAGCCUUGAGAAGCCACCUGCCUGC
Messenger RNA from Suncus etruscus (white-toothed pygmy shrew), 1311 nucleotides. RefSeq names its product tuftelin 1 (gene TUFT1). Gene Ontology annotation, biological process: intracellular signal transduction. The coding region runs from base 6 to 1100 and encodes 364 amino acids. The transcript is spliced from 12 exons. NCBI's taxonomy places the organism in Eukaryota, Metazoa, Chordata, Mammalia, Eulipotyphla, Soricidae. Gene Ontology annotation, cellular component: intracellular anatomical structure; I band. The record is from RefSeq and is a predicted model, not a curated record.